This is a messenger RNA of Myotis davidii, 1096 nucleotides long. RefSeq names its product TBC/LysM-associated domain containing 2 (gene TLDC2). Gene Ontology annotation, cellular component: nucleus. The record is from RefSeq and is a predicted model, not a curated record. Gene Ontology annotation, biological process: response to oxidative stress. NCBI's taxonomy places the organism in Eukaryota, Metazoa, Chordata, Mammalia, Chiroptera, Vespertilionidae. The coding region runs from base 158 to 811 and encodes 217 amino acids. The transcript is spliced from 6 exons.
AGGGAGGGUGAGCAAAGGGCAGCUGGGUGAGCAUAGAGCAAGCCAGGUGUGCCCCAGACUUCUACCUCUCAUCCGUCAGCCUCGCCCAGAGGCGCUUCCUCCCGGCAGAACUGAGGCCUCGCUCGCUCACUGCUGGCUGCUGGAUUCAGACAGGAGAAUGAAAGGACUUCGCUGGCGUUACACUCGUCUGCCCAGCCAGGUGGAGGACACUCUGUCUGGAGAGGAGGGUGAGGAGGGGGAAGAAGAAGAGGAGAAGGAGGCAGCCCCAGCUCCAGCCCCAGCUCCUGAAGAUCCCGUGGAGCCCCAGUUGGCAGAAGCCAGCCAGGUUCUGGGAGCCUCAGAGAUUAGGCAGCUCAGCCUCCACCUCCCCCCGAGAGUCACUGGAUAUUCUUGGAGUCUGGCCUUCUGUACAGCAAGGGAUGGCUUCAGUCUGCAGAGCCUGUACAGGCAGAUGGAGGGCCACAGUGGGCCCGUGCUGCUGGUGCUGAAGGACCAGGAUGGGCAGAUAUUUGGGGCCUUCUCCUCCUCAGCUUUUCGACUCAGCAAAGGCUUCUACGGUACCGGCGAGACGUUCCUCUUCUCCUUCUCCCCACAGCUGAAGGUCUUUAAGUGGACAGGAAGCAACUCUUUCUUUGUGAAAGGAGACUUGGAUUCACUGAUGAUGGGCAGUGGCAGUGGCCAGUUUGGGCUGUGGUUGGAUGGAGACUUGUAUCACGGAGGAAGCCACCCCUGUGCGACCUUCAACAAUGAGGUGCUGGCCCGGCAGGAGCAGUUCUGCAUCAAGGAGCUGGAGGCUUGGGUUCUGAGCUGAUGGCCUCACAGUGGGCAGCUUCCUGAGGUAGCAGGUGCUCGGACUUGCUCAUGGAUGCCGUCCAGGCCCUUACACGGGGCAGGCCAUUCUGUCCAAAACACAAUGGUGAAGUGUCCUAGUGCCGACUGUGGCUGUGAGCCAGCCUCGCGGUGGCCUGGGGACCCAAGACAGGCACGGGGCCGGAACGGAAGGAGUGAAAGCCAGUUACACCUCACCUGAGCAGGGCAAAGUCCCUCUUGAAAAUUAUCUUCUAAAAAAUUAUGCAAUGAAUACAUGUUUAUUGUA